This is a messenger RNA of Letharia lupina, 1737 nucleotides long. RefSeq lists its product as uncharacterized. The transcript is spliced from 5 exons. Bases 1 to 1737 code for a protein of 578 amino acids. The record is from RefSeq and is a predicted model, not a curated record. NCBI's taxonomy places the organism in Eukaryota, Fungi, Ascomycota, Lecanoromycetes, Lecanorales, Parmeliaceae.
AUGGAACAAAGUCUGGGCCAAAAGCUUCCGAUUGGACGUCUUGAAAAGGCGGUCUCGCCUUCUGAUGAAGCGGGCAAGCAGUGUACUGAACAGGCCUAUGUCAAGCGACCAAGAAGAAGCAAACCAAAAGUCAAAACGGGUUGCAUUACCUGCAAGAGUAAGGCCGACCGUCCGUGGGCAUUGGUGAAGAAGCUAAUGCUUGAUAUCGAUCCCAGUCCGACGGGUAAAUGCGACGGUUAUAUUAGAUUCUAUGAAGAUCCGAACUCGACCUAUGGUAAAUGUGCUGUGGCAGAGCCUCGCAGCUCGGCGAUGGUCGUGAUACCGAAUCCGGUUUUCGAUACGCGGGGCAGCGUUGAGGAACGACGAUGCUUUGACUUCUUUCUCAAUCGAACUGCGUCUCAGCUGUCAGGCUUUUGGGACUCAGAUUUCUGGGACUGCUCAAUACUCCGAGCGACUCAUCACCAACCGGCUAUAAGGCAUGCAGUUCUCGCACUGGGCUCUCUACACGAGCGUUUCGAAGCUGGAGACAGGUCCGUUAUGAAUCCCAUAUGGAAUAAAGGAGAAGGCGGCUUUGCUCUGAAACAAUAUAACCAAGCUAUUCAACAAUUGAUCAAACCUGCGAGCGAGGGCCAACAAGCCGUCGACGUAUGUCUUAUUGCUUGCAUGCUUUUCGUAUGCUUCGAGACAUUGCGCGGCCACCAUGGAUCGGCCCUCUCCCACGUAAAUAGUGGCGUAAAAAUUCUGUCCGAGGUGGAGUUCAACAACAAUGGCGAGCAACACCAUGGAGUGCUAACGGCGUCACCGCAUCCUUUUGUGAAUCUUCAGGAGCUUGAGAUACUAUUCAACCGAUUGGAUGCUCAAGCAGCUCAGAUGGUUGGAACUCGACCGAUGCUACUCCAGAAGCGCCCAAGAGACAUGGAAAAGGGGUUUUGUCCCGAGAUCCCCGCCGCAUUUACUUCCUUAGAACAAGCCAGAAAUUCUUCGGAUUACCAUUGGAACGGUUGUAUUGAGUUCUUGAACGAACUCCAGAACAACAAUGGGUACCCAAAGAGCAGAGGGAUUAGAGGUCAAGGGCCUCUCGACGCUCUUAGGACAACAGAAGCGGCUCGACAAGAAUAUUUCGAUGUCUUUGGAAGAUGGCUUGUUGCAUUUCAAGGCUAUCUGCAAAACCAUGAAAAAUCAUUGGACAGCAGAGGCUUGCAAGCGGCGCGUACUCUGGAGAUUAGCCACAACUUCGCCAUGAUAUACCUAAAUGUCAGCACUGUCGGUGUCUUCAAUGAUGAGACAGCGUGGGACAUGUUCACCGAGCAUUACGAACGUGUUGUAAACUUGGCCGCAUUGAUCAUCAAAUCCUCGACUUGCAAUGGGUUCGCCAAAAAACGAGGCCCUGACUUUACCUUGGACAUGAACAUUAUUGCCCCUCUCUAUGCCGUGGCCCACAAGUGCCGUCAUCCCAUAAUACGCAGGAAAGCCAUUUCUCUCCUGUACGCAGCCCCACGCCAGGAAGGUAUCUGGGACAGUAUUCUCACGGCGCGCGUUGCCGAGAGACUCAUUGGCAUCGAAGAGGCCGGACUCGGCAAUGUCACUUGUAGCGAGGAUGUACCCGACUGGGCACGGAUAUCUGACGUUGAGGUCAAAUUUGAUCCGCAGGGACGCCUGGGGACUGUCAAAUAUAGUCGCCAACGAAGUCCUCUGGAGAAGGUGCGAGAUACCGUCAUAGAGUGUGUCAGGUGGUGA